AUGGAAAACUCUGGUUUCAUUGUAUCAUUGCUUGCUGGAGCAGCCGCUGGGACGUCAACUGAUAUAGUUUUCUUCCCCAUUGAUACUCUGAAGACCCGUCUUCAAGCUGCAGGUGGAUUUUUCGCCAAUGGUGGUUACCGAGGAGUAUACAGAGGUUUAGGCAGCGCAGUUGUAGCUAGUGCGCCUGGAGCCUCGCUGUUUUUUGUCACUUACGAUUCCAUGAAGGCGUACGUUCGGCCUUACAUGGGCAAAGUGUUUACAUCUAGUGCGCAAACGGCUGACACUGUGACGCAUAUGGUGUCGUCGUCGAUUGGUGAAAUUGCAGCUUGUAUGGUACGAGUGCCAGCUGAGGUUAUCAAGCAACGUACGCAAACACACAAGUCGGAUUCGUCUUUUCAGACCCUCUCCAGGCUUUUGAGAAACGAAAACGGUGAAGGGAUCCGGAAGAACCUAUAUCGCGGAUGGUCAACGACAAUCAUGCGAGAAAUCCCGUUCACAUGCGUCCAAUUCCCUCUGUAUGAAUAUUUGAAAAAGACCUGGGCGCAGGCGCAGAGUCGGACCCAUGUGGCGCCUUGGCAAGGAUCCCUCUGUGGUUGUUUCGCAGGCGGUGUCGCGGCUGCCGCGACAACUCCAUUAGACGUGCUGAAAACGAGACUCAUGCUCCACGAGAGAUCCAUACCUGUAGGCCAGCUUGCAAGAUCCAUAUAUCGCGAAGAGGGAUGGAAAGUCUUUUUCAGAGGAAUUGGGCCGCGUACCAUGUGGAUAAGUGCUGGAGGCGCCGUUUUCUUGGGAGUGUACGAGACAAUGCAUUCAGUGCUCUCAAGCACAUAA
Molecule: messenger RNA, 831 nt
Organism: Lachancea mirantina
Lineage: Eukaryota; Fungi; Ascomycota; Saccharomycetes; Saccharomycetales; Saccharomycetaceae
Source: the annotation of a GenBank genome assembly